AUGCUGACAGAAGAGAUGAAGCUGUGGCAUGGCUUAGUGAUUGCAGUGUUGUCCCUCUUCCUCCAGAUCUGUCUAAUCAUGGCCCUCAAUUACCUGCUCAGCAGGAACAUAGCCCACCAGAGUGAACGGAUACUGAAAGAAGCCAGACUUCAGGUCCGGGAGCCUAGUUCUGCUCCCCAUCCCUUCCCUGUGGCCAAAGAGACUUGGAAAGAGCCUGCUCCCCAAUACAGGCAUGAGAGCAACACGUCCUCAGACAGCUCCAUCAGCUCUGUCAGCUUGAACGACCCUGCCACUUUGCCUUCCACCUUCCAGGCCAUCAAGGAGGUGAAUUACACACCAGUGGUCUUUUCAGCCCCUGAAUCUGUCCUGGACUAUGAGAACAUCAAGGAAGCUACAGAUUAUGUCAAUGUCAAUCCAGAAAAACCCAAGCCCAAAAUCUGGACUUCUGUGAAUGCUUCUUUCAUGGAUCCAGUGGAAUACACUCAAGUGGCUGUGUGA
Messenger RNA from Urocitellus parryii (Arctic ground squirrel), 498 nucleotides. It is a transcript of the gene Rhex, whose product is annotated as regulator of hemoglobinization and erythroid cell expansion. Gene Ontology annotation, cellular component: plasma membrane. The record is from RefSeq and is a predicted model, not a curated record. Lineage: Eukaryota; Metazoa; Chordata; Mammalia; Rodentia; Sciuridae.